Messenger RNA from Camelus dromedarius (Arabian camel), 2416 nucleotides. Its product is annotated as cytochrome P450 4A6. The transcript is spliced from 12 exons. The record is from RefSeq and is a predicted model, not a curated record. Gene Ontology annotation, molecular function: iron ion binding; oxidoreductase activity, acting on paired donors, with incorporation or reduction of molecular oxygen; heme binding. The coding region runs from base 53 to 1585 and encodes 510 amino acids. NCBI's taxonomy places the organism in Eukaryota, Metazoa, Chordata, Mammalia, Artiodactyla, Camelidae.
GGGGAGCUCAGACACAGUCAGGGACAGUCAGCGAUCCAGAAGCCUCUGCAGCAUGAGUGUCUCUGUGCUGAGCCCCACCAGAGACCUGGGUGGCAUCUCUGGGCUCCUGCAGGUGGCCUCCCUGCUCAGCCUGCUUCUGCUUCUGCUCAAGGCAGCACAGCUCUACAUGCACAGGCAGUGGCUGCUCAGAGCCUUCCAGCAGUUCCCGUCCCCUCCUUCCCACUGGCUCUACGGACACUACUGGGAGUUCCAGAAUGGCAUAGAGCUGCAACCGCUACUAAAAAGGGUAGAGAAAUACACAAGCGCCUGUCCUCGCUGGCUGUGGGGGACAAAAGCCCAUGUGUUGGUCUACGACCCGGACUACAUAAGGGUGGUCCUCGGGAGAUCAGAUCCAAAGAACCCUAGUUCCUACAGAUUAUUGGCUCCCUGGAUUGGGUACGGUUUGCUCCUGUUGAAUGGGCAGACAUGGUUCCAGCACCGACGGCUACUGACUCCUGCCUUCCACUAUGACAUCCUGAAGCCCUAUGUGGGUCUCAUGGCAAACUCUGUCCGAGUGAUGCUGGACAAGUGGGAGGAGCUCGUCAGCCAGGACUCGCAGCUGGAGAUCUUUGAACACGUCUCCUUGAUGACCCUGGACACCGUCAUGAAGUGCGCCUUCAGCCACCAGGGCAGCAACCAGACAGACAGGAACUCUCAGUCCUACAUCCAGGCCGUCGGGGACCUCAACAAUCUGUUUUUUUCCCGCCUGAGAAAUUUCUUCCACCAGAGUGACAUUAUCUACAGGCUGACCCCUGAAGGCCGCAGGAGCCACCAGCUCUGCCAGCUCGCCCACCAACACACAGAUAAAGUGAUCAAGCUGAGGAAGGCUCACCUGCAGGAGGAGGGAGAGAUGGAGAAGUUGAGCCAGAAGAGGCACUUGGAUCUCCUGGACAUCCUCCUCUUUGCCAGAAGGAAGAAUGGGAGCAGCUUGUCUGACACAGACCUCCGUGCCGAAGUGGACACGUUCAUGUUCGAGGGUCACGACACCACAGCCAGUGGCAUCUCCUGGAUCCUCUAUGCACUGGCCUCCCACCCUGAGCAUCAGCAGAGGUGCCGGGAAGAGAUCCAGAGCCUCCUGGGGGAUGGCGCCUCCAUCACCUGGGACCACCUGGACCAGAUGCCCUACACCACCAUGUGCAUCAAGGAGGUACUGCGACUCUACCCACCAGUACCAGCCAUCAGCAGGGAGCUCAGCAAGCCCAUAACCUUCCCUGACGGACGCUCCUUACCUGCAGGAAUCACUGUAUUGCUCUCCUUUUAUGCCCUUCACCACAACCCGAAGGUGUGGCCGAACCCAGAGGUGUUUGACCCAUCCCGCUUUGCACCAGCUUCUGCUCAACACAGCCAUGCUUUCCUGCCCUUCUCAGGGGGAUCCAGGAACUGCAUCGGGAAGCAAUUUGCCAUGAAUGAGAUGAAGGUGGCCGUGGCUCUGACCCUGCUCCGCUUCGAGCUGGCACCGGAUCCCUCCAGGGUCCCUAUUCCCACUCCCAGAAUUGUGUUGAAGUCCAAGAACGGGAUCCACCUGCAUCUUCGGAAGCUCCCCUAAUCCUCGUGGGGAUGAGAUCCAGCUCCGAGGGCCUCCCGCCUCCCAUCCUGUCUUCCUGUCACAGUCUGCUGUCCUUUGCUUCACCGCCCACGCCCUGUUCUAUUUGCCCACCUGCCAGCCUCCCUCGUCUCCUGCUCCCACCCGUCACACUGUCUGUCCUCCUCUCCCUCUCACCUUCUCCAGGCUCGCCAUCUGUUCAUCUGUCCACCUGUCUCUGUGCACCUAAAUCCUGACCGCCUGCCCGUCCUCUCGUCUGUCUGGACUCUCCCUGUCUUCCUUCCUUUCUGCCUGUCUGUCUGUGCCUGUAUUCGGCUCCUGCUGCUGCUGUGAUGAUCGACCACAGCCUUAGUGACUUAGAACAACACGAAGUUACUCCCUAAGGGUUCUGGGGUCACAAGUCUGAAGGGGGUUUUUCUGGACCACAUCCAAGGUGUCAGCAGGGCCUCCUGCCUCCAGGGCUCUAGGAGAGGAUCCGUCUCUUCACCUUUUCCCUCAACUAGAGCUGCAGUCCCUGCCUUCCGUGCCUCCUGGGCCUCCUCCACACUCACAUCCAGCAGCAUCUUCAAAUGCCUCUCUGCUUCUGUCUUCACAUCACCUUCUCCUUCACAAGGACCUUUGUGAUGGCAUGGGUUCACUCAGAUAAAACCGGCUGCUUCUCGGGUUCCAGGGAUGAAAGCGUGGACCCCCUGGGCAGCCAUCACUCAGCCGACUACAUCCUGUGUGAACCCAUCCCUCUGGGUCUCCAAUGUCUCCCACGUGCUAUGGGUCCACCCAUCUGUCCCUCACAUGCCUCCCUUCUUCCCCACUCCCUGGAUAAAGUUCACAAUGUCA